GGCACCUGCCCUGCAGGGCUCCUGGGUCUGUCCCUCCCCUUCCCCUCCCCCUCCUGGAUCUUGGGCUCUCUCCUUUCUUCCCCUCUCCUUUCCCCUUCACAGUAGCCUGAGAUGCAAUAGCCACCGGAGUUCGGGAGCCAGGUCAGCUGAGGCAUAGGCCUGGUUCGGUUCCCCAGGGGCCCAUGGCGAGCAGCCCUGGCCUGGGCCUGUGCUUGGCACUGAGCCUGCAACUAUUGAACCCCCAGCCCACCUUGGCCCAGAAUACUGGCAACGCUGGGUAUGAAAACAACACUACUACCCCUUCCACAGCACCACCAGCCAGUGGGGCCCUGUCCCAGGGUGCAGUCACUGCCAUCAUCACUGUAUUCUCAGUCCUGGGUAUCCUCCUCCUGGUAGUGGCACUGGUCCUGCUGGGCCGCAAGCUUCGUGAGAAACGCCAGACAGAGGGCACCUACCGGCCCAGCAGCGAAGAGCAGGUGGGUGCCCGGGCUCCACCACCCCCCAACCUGAAGCUUCCCCCCGAGGAGCGGCUCAUCUGAGCACUGCAUCCCCCCUCUUCCUGCACGUAACCCCAUACCCCAUUUCUGCUUUUGGACCUGCCUGCCAUUGGGCACUCAAUCACUUUGACAAUCUACUUCAGGAAGCAUCUGGAGUAACAGAUGCUAGGGACUGGCAGGGAGUGGGUAGGAGGGUGCUGGCUGAGCUGCUGGCCAUGGUCACCUUCACUGCACCACCAAGCCUGCUGUGGACUCCUGCCUUUGGUCUGUGGACACUGGCCUGGGACUGGCGGCUACUACUUCUCCUUUUCCUGACCCUAGCUGUGGUGGCCACCUGGCCCUCUCCCCUGGUGGCCUGCUUCUGCCUUUCAACCCUGGUCUCCUUGCCUUUCAGUUGUCCCACGUGACUGAAGCAGCCCCAGGUCCCCAGGACUCGAAGAACAAGGCGUAGGGCUGGGUGUCCUGCUGGGGUUAGGGUGGGUGCAAAAGGUUUGGGCCCCCUUUGUGGGGAGGGGCAGAGACUUUGGUGGGCACUGAAAUGGAGCACCCCUUCCCCCUCCCCAGGCCAUUUGAUUAACAUUCCACUCUCCCUGUGGCCACUUAACUCUCUCAGGACUAAUCUUCCCCUCUGGGUGAAUAAUAAUAGGCAUUUGAACUGAAAAGAAGGUGCUUGGAAAAGUCUUCCGCCCCUUCUGAAAAACCUCCCCCACCUCCUUUCACUGAAACUUCCUCUCCCUUUCCUUCGCCACUACCUCCAGUUCCCUAGAACUGUUCCUGGGAGAGGCUGCUUGAUUUGUAUUUUUUAUAAAGAUGGUCAU
Molecule: messenger RNA, 1315 nt
Organism: Trichosurus vulpecula (common brushtail)
Lineage: Eukaryota; Metazoa; Chordata; Mammalia; Diprotodontia; Phalangeridae
Gene: CRB3
Product: crumbs cell polarity complex component 3
Exons: 3
Coding region: 183-539 (118 amino acids)
Source: RefSeq, a predicted model, not a curated record